Molecule: messenger RNA, 537 nt
Organism: Aedes albopictus (Asian tiger mosquito)
Lineage: Eukaryota; Metazoa; Arthropoda; Insecta; Diptera; Culicidae
Gene: Lsm10
Product: U7 snRNA-associated Sm-like protein LSm10
Exons: 3
Coding region: 92-520 (142 amino acids)
Biological process (GO): mRNA 3'-end processing by stem-loop binding and cleavage
Cellular component (GO): cytoplasmic U snRNP body; nuclear body
Molecular function (GO): histone pre-mRNA DCP binding; U7 snRNA binding
Source: RefSeq, a predicted model, not a curated record
ACAGUUCGCUGAUGCCGCUUGCAGCUUACGGUUUUCCUUGAACCUGUUGGAUUUUAUUUUUUUAAAUAACGGUAAAUUAAAGGCUUGAAUCAUGAGUCGCAUGACGGACCGGAAAGAACGGUACAACAUCCUGAACGAACUGGCCGGGCUGGCACAGUGCCUGGUAAACAGAAACAUCCUGAUCGAUCUGCGGAAUGAAUCGUCGGUGGCCGGCCGUAUCACCAACGUUGAUGGAUUUAUGAACAUUUCAAUGGAGAACGUUGUGCUUAUCGACCAGCUGGGGAAGCACUUCCGAAUGGAGGAAUUCAUGAUAUAUCCUCGUUACAUCCGGUACAUUCACAUACCUGAAUCGCUCGAAAUAGUUCCAGCCCUCGAAGAGCACAUCAAACGACAGACGACCCGUAAACCCCGGGCCCCCGUCAAGCGAACGUACAAGAUGAAACGAGCCCAGCUGAACCAACAGCACACGUUGGCGGAAAUCAACGCGGCAAGAUCGACGGACACUUCCAAGGAUCAAUGAAAGUGAGCUAAUCAAUA